Messenger RNA from Oryzias latipes (Japanese medaka), 2992 nucleotides. RefSeq names its product cullin-3-like. NCBI's taxonomy places the organism in Eukaryota, Metazoa, Chordata, Actinopteri, Beloniformes, Adrianichthyidae. Gene Ontology annotation, biological process: ubiquitin-dependent protein catabolic process. Gene Ontology annotation, cellular component: cullin-RING ubiquitin ligase complex. The record is from RefSeq and is a predicted model, not a curated record. Gene Ontology annotation, molecular function: ubiquitin protein ligase binding.
UUCCGCAUUGCGCAGUGGAGACCGUCGGCCGCCAUCACUGCACUCAAGCUAACAUUACCCAAGACACAAGGAGGGGGAGAAAAAAAAGACAAGAAAAAAAAAUCUGAAUAGCGACAUAGCUAAUAUAGACACAGAUUGAAAUCCUCUAGCCAAGGGGAGAUCGUUGUUGUUUCCUUUGGCUCUUCUGGCGCAGAAAAAAUACAGCGACUGCCUUUCAUGCAGUCUAUAAGCCAACUUAUAAAACAAAGUCGGUCUAAGUAAUCAUGUCCAACCUUAAAGGCGGCACCAAAAAGGACACCAAGAUGAGGAUACGAGCCUUUCCUAUGACAAUGGAUGAGAAAUAUGUCAAUAACAUCUGGGACCUUCUGAAGAGUGCCAUCCAGGAAAUUCAGAGGAAAAACAACAGUGGCCUCAGCUUUGAGGAGCUCUACAGGAAUGCCUACACUAUGGUUCUGCACAAGCACGGGGAGCGACUCUACACUGGCCUGAGGGAGGUUGUCACUGAGCACCUCAUUAACAAAGUAAGAGAAGAUGUCCUAAACUCCUUAAAUAAUAAUUUUCUACAAACAUUAAAUCAAGCCUGGAAUGACCAUCAGACUGCCAUGGUUAUGAUCAGAGACAUCCUCAUGUACAUGGACAGAGUCUACGUUCAGCAAAAUAACGUGGAGAAUGUAUACAACCUUGGCCUCAUUAUAUUCAGGGACCAGGUAGUGAGAUACGGCUGCAUUCGAGACCAUCUGCGGCAGACGCUGCUGGACAUGAUUGCACGGGAGAGGAAAGGCGAGGUUGUAGACAGGGGAGCCAUCAGAAAUGCCUCCCAGAUGCUGAUGAUUCUUGGAUUGGAUGGCAGAUCUGUGUAUGAGGAGGACUUUGAGGGUCCUUUCUUAGAUAUGUCAGCGGAAUUCUUCCAGAUGGAGAGCCAAAAGUUCCUUGCAGAAAACAGUGCCAGUGUUUACAUUAAGAAAGUAGAGGCCAGAAUCAACGAGGAGAUUGAACGAGUUAUGCACUGUCUGGACAAGUCUACAGAAGAGCCCAUUGUGAAGGUGGUGGAGAGGGAACUGAUUUCUAAACACAUGAAAACAAUUGUUGAGAUGGAGAACUCUGGCCUGGUCCAUAUGCUCAAAAACAGCAAGACAGAAGACCUGGCAUGCAUGUAUAAGCUGUUCAGUCGAGUGCCAAAUGGCCUAAAAACAAUGUGUGAGUGUAUGAGCUCCUACCUACGAGAACAAGGCAAGGCUCUUGUGUCAGAAGAAGGAGAGGGAAAGAACCCUGUCGACUACAUCCAGGGUCUGCUAGACUUGAAGACGCGAUUUGAUCACUUCCUCAUCGAGUCUUUCAAUAAUGACAGACUCUUUAAACAAACCAUCGCUGGAGAUUUUGAGUAUUUCCUAAACCUCAACUCCCGCUCUCCGGAGUAUUUGUCUCUCUUCAUUGAUGACAAGCUCAAGAAAGGAGUCAAAGGGUUGACUGAACAAGAGGUGGAGUCCAUUCUUGACAAGGCAAUGGUGUUGUUCAGGUUCAUGCAGGAGAAGGAUGUUUUUGAAAGAUACUAUAAGCAGCAUCUGGGCCGCCGGCUUCUCAGCAACAAGAGUGUUUCCGAUGAUUCAGAAAAGAACAUGAUCUCUAAGCUAAAGACAGAAUGCGGCUGUCAGUUCACCUCCAAACUGGAAGGGAUGUUCAGAGAUAUGAGCAUCUCAAACACUACCAUGGAUGAGUUCAGGCAACACAUCCAAACAACAUCGGCGUCUCUGAGUGGUGUGGACCUCACAGUGAGGGUCCUUACUACUGGCUACUGGCCCACACAAUCUGCAACACCCAAAUGCACAAUCCCCCCUGCCCCAAGACAUGCCUUUGAAGUCUUUAGAAGGUUUUACCUUGCCAAGCACAGUGGAAGACAGCUGACACUUCAGCAUCACAUGGGUGGAGCAGACUUGAAUGCCACUUUUUAUGGGGCUGUAAAAAAGGUAAAUGAGGACGGUUCUGAGGUGGGUGUUGGAGGAGCCCAGGUAACCGGUUCCAACACCCGAAAACACAUUUUGCAGGUCUCCACCUUCCAGAUGACCAUCCUAAUGCUCUUCAACAACAUUGACAAGUUCAAUUUUGAGGAGAUUCAGCAGGAGACGGAUAUUCCAGAGAGAGAACUGGUGCGAGCUCUGCAGUCUUUAGCUUGUGGAAAGCCCACUCAGCGAGUUCUCACGAAAGAGCCAAAGUCUAAAGAGAUCGAGAGCGGCCAUGUUUUUACCGUCAACGAUCAGUUCACUUCCAAACUGCACAGGGUCAAAAUACAGACGGUUGCUGCUAAACAAGGUGAAUCUGACCCUGAGCGGAAGGAGACCAGACAGAAAGUGGAUGAUGACCGAAAGCAUGAAAUUGAGGCGGCCAUUGUCCGAAUCAUGAAGUCGAGGAAGAAAAUGCAGCACAAUGUCUUGGUGGCAGAGGUGACUCAGCAGCUGCGAGCACGUUUUCUUCCAAGCCCUGUGGUCAUCAAAAAACGGAUAGAAGGACUAAUAGAAAGAGAAUACUUGGCAAGGACGCCAGAGGAUCGUAAAGUGUACACCUACGUUGCAUAAAAAGGAACUAUUGAGAGUGGCAAAAGUUUUCUUUGACUCAUCAUCAAUGUUGCGCAUGGACCGAAGCUGUAGCGACAGCACUGGGGAUCGGUUUCAUCAUCCUUUGCAAAAGUAUAUAUUAAACACCGUAAACAUACACAAGUGGGAAGGAAAACAGACGUGAACAUCCACCAGAUCUUUUCUGACUUCGAACGAGGCCAAGUCUUCCUGUUCCCUGUGAGUUUUAGCACGGAUGGAUCCGGCUUCAAGCUUUUCACUGUUUUACCCUUGUAGAGAUGGAACUUGCAAGGAAUCCCUUGGGAAAAUGUGAACGAACCACCUUAUUAUUUUUUUUUUCAAUAAUGUAUCAUAAUAAAAUUAUUAAACAGCAAAUGUGGAUUCUUACAAAAAUAAAGGAGUAUCAUUGCUGUGGUUUGUCUUAG